UGUAUAUUAAGUAAAAAUUUUUUCAGUUUGAAAAUCAAAGUGUGACAUUGUGACAGAAUUGUUAAAUCGUUGGGUGUCAAACAUGUCUUUUGGAAGAGGCAGAGGAUUUUCAGAUGGUAAAGAUAUUCCCUUGCGAAGACCUGGUCAGUCAAUGCCUAUAAAAUACAAUGAUCUAAUAAACUUCAUUGCCAAUCUUAGCAUCAAGGAUGCCACUUCUGGUGUUAAAACUGAUGAAAUUGUGCAAAUAAUCAACGAUGCUAUUAAAAACAAAUCGCUAAAGGAAGUUUAUGAUGAACUACAUGAACAUGCUCUUAACAGUGAUAGACAAUUUUGCAUCAAAUUAGCACUUGCUUGCUGUGAUAGUAAAAUACAUUCUAUCAAUGAUAACAGCUUAAGGCUUAUGGUAUUGCAAAAACUACAAAAGAACUACGAAGAGAAAGAUGAAAUUAAACAAAAUAGUAUUUUUGCCUUUCGCAAUGCUGUAGUAUUAUUAGGAGAAGUGUAUAAUAACUUGAGAAUUAGCAACAGGCCAAUGGACAUUUUUGCAAACCCACUUCUUGAUUAUCUUAAUAUACUUCUAGAAACAUCAGAAGAACCUGAUGUGUACAUUGUAACAUCACAAAUUUACACAAAUGGUCGGAAAAUAUUUGAUACAAUUCCCACUCAAUUAGCUCAUUUUAUCAUGAAAGUUAGACUGGUUCUAAUUAAUCGUAAUGUAAGUGCAAAAUCUCGUGGUAUGUUGCUUUUUAUCAUUGAUUUUGCAAAUCAAAAUUAUGCACCACUCACUGAGCUACUGAAAGAAUUUUAUUUGAAUGAUCUUGACAAUAAGCUACUGGCAGAAAUUUUAACUGGUGACAGAAGUGAUAAUGAAUCUACUUCUAAAAAUAAUAUUCAUGUAGAAAAAGAUAACGCACAAUCUAACAUUAGGACAAUUAUUACGCCAACUGAGCAGCCCAGUCCAGAUAAUGCUGUUUCUAAUUCAAUGAAAGCCGCAAGACAGAAAUCAAUGAAUGCAUUUGCAGUAGGUGAGAAGAGCCCACCAAACGCAGUUAACGAGAGGCCCGUGCCUCGAGCUAUUCGGGGAGCUGGAGCUUUGGAUACUUACAAAGACCGUAAUCUCAAAAAAUCGCCACGAGGCAAAAAAGACAAGCUGACCGAUGAGCAAAUCUGGUCAUCCAAACAGAAUACCAAUAGUAAAAAUUGGGGUCAUGAUGAUCGCUUUGAAAAGGACUAUGACUAA
This is a messenger RNA of Copidosoma floridanum, 1240 nucleotides long. RefSeq names its product CBP80/20-dependent translation initiation factor. Gene Ontology annotation, molecular function: translation activator activity. The record is from RefSeq and is a predicted model, not a curated record. Gene Ontology annotation, biological process: regulation of translational initiation. NCBI's taxonomy places the organism in Eukaryota, Metazoa, Arthropoda, Insecta, Hymenoptera, Encyrtidae. Gene Ontology annotation, cellular component: cytosol.